CUGCCUGCGGUUAGAGUAUCAGUCCGAGGGGAGCGCAGCAGCGAAACACUUGGAGGAACAGAAACUAUCGCAUGCCGAUGCUGGAUUAUAAGGAUGCAGGAGAUGAUGCAGAGGUAGACCGUCUUAAGCUGUUGGCUUUUCACAUUUGUAACAAGAGGCAUAAGUGAGAACGAUGAUGAUCCCUGUCACAUGUAGAAUAGGUCUGCAGGUGUCUUUUCUCCUCCUCUUAAUUGGACAAACACAUGGUAGAGUGACGGCGCCGGCACGUUUGAAGGCACCAGUGGACAAACCCUUUACACUUACCUGCACGCUGUCAAAGGACCGUGGUGAAACUUUGAGGGAGGUCCGUUGGCUGGAUGACAAGAAUCAGACCCUGCUGAGCUACCAGCCAGGUAACAGAGACAGCGUGAGUGGACAGCAGCAUGUGGAGCUCGCCACCUCACCAAAGGACUCCUCAGCGAUCACCAUUCGCAGGGUGGGCUUCCGUGAUGAAGGCUGCUACACCUGCAUCUUUGAGCUCAGUCCUUCAGGUUCAAAGCAAGGACAGACGUGUCUCACUGUUGACGCCGAAGUCACAUCAGAGAGAAACAAAACAGCAGUGAGCGGCAAGAAGGCGUCCCUGUCAUGCUCCUUUGGUUUGCCCGAGAAGGUGCAGCAGAUACUGUGGAAACACACACCUGCUCAAGGUGAAUCGACAGAGGUGGCCUCUUUCGCGAAGCGGAGCGACCCCAUGAUCGAGCCAGCUUAUCAGGGGAGAGUCUGGCUCUCUGCUUCUCUGUCAGACAGUCAGCUUACGAUCCAGCCUGUCGCCAUCCAGGAUGAGGGCUGCUACACCUGCUUCUAUGAGACGCACAGCGAGGGGACAAAGAGCUCUGUGGUCUGUCUCUCUACCUACGGUAAAUGUCUGCUUUUCAAGUUCGCUUUUACCCGUCGACAUAAACGCUUCAACAAUGCAACAUUAGGUCAAAACGUUUGUUUCCCCGUCUUUUAUCAAGUUCCAGGAAUUGAAAAAAUAAUUUUCGCAAUAAAGAUGUAGCAAAUAUUUCCAUCAAAAUGUCUUCUUGAGCACAUUUGGGAUUUGUCCUAAAAAUUAAAAACUGAGUUACGCUGGUUGCUAAGAUAGACUGUGUGUGUUAUUAUUAUUUUUUUUUUGGUUUCUUUUUAUGCCAAAGUCACUUACAUUUGAAUAGGCAUUGUUUUAAGUUAAGUAGAAAAAUGUGAAACUUAGGAAAUGUGACAAAAGGGAAUUCAAUACAUGACCUAUUUCUUUCUAAAUCGAGUCAUUUUAGUCAAAUUAUUUAUUGCAGUUACAUUGCUGAUACUUAGUAAAGCAGGGCUUCUUUACUUUGGCACAGUUUCUGAUACAACAAUUUGCAAAACAUGCAUAUUUCUUCAUUCAUCUAGUGCAAUCUCCUUCAGUCUCAGUCACAUUUACCUUUCACACAAUAACUGAAACACAUAAUCUUAAGAUUUCCCUGAGUUGCUCCAGUGGAGAUGAUGCUCUCUGUGAUGAAUCUCUCAAUCUGUUGAAUUCCUCCUCAAUACUGAAAAGCACAAAAGGAGGAGGGUUUCUUUCUCUUUCUACUUAUCACAGUUUAAGGCUUUAGAAAGAUAAAGUCUUAAACUGAAUUUGCCUCCAAAUUCAGGCACAUUCAGUGGGCAACAUUACAUCGAUCACGUUUUGUAGCUAAGGUGAAAUUUUAAGAAAAAAUUUACAGUUUGGUGGUGUUACAAAG
Messenger RNA from Poecilia latipinna (sailfin molly), 1736 nucleotides. RefSeq lists its product as uncharacterized. Gene Ontology annotation, cellular component: cell surface; axon; neuronal cell body. The record is from RefSeq and is a predicted model, not a curated record. The transcript has 4 exons. The coding region runs from base 173 to 1036 and encodes 287 amino acids. Gene Ontology annotation, biological process: heterotypic cell-cell adhesion; negative regulation of neuroinflammatory response. Lineage: Eukaryota; Metazoa; Chordata; Actinopteri; Cyprinodontiformes; Poeciliidae. Gene Ontology annotation, molecular function: cell-cell adhesion mediator activity.